Amphiprion ocellaris (clown anemonefish) is the source of this 2307-nucleotide messenger RNA. RefSeq names its product alkB homolog 5, RNA demethylase (gene alkbh5). Gene Ontology annotation, cellular component: nucleus. Gene Ontology annotation, molecular function: oxidative RNA demethylase activity. The transcript is spliced from 4 exons. Bases 1 to 1083 code for a protein of 360 amino acids. Lineage: Eukaryota; Metazoa; Chordata; Actinopteri; Pomacentridae. Gene Ontology annotation, biological process: mRNA processing; mRNA export from nucleus. The record is from RefSeq and is a predicted model, not a curated record.
AUGGCAGCCGGCGGAUACUCGGACCUGAGAGAGAAGCUCAAAUCCAUGACGCCGCACAGGGACGACAACAAAAAUAAAUACGUGGACGGGACGAAUAACGGCGGCGGGAAGGGCCGAAAGAGAAAGUACCGGGAGUCUGACGACGACGAGUACGAGCACAGCGAAGACAGCGCGGAGCUCCGGGAGCAGGAGGCCCGCCGGGUGAGGAGCAGCAUCCUGCAGAAGAGCAUCUUCAGCCCGGGAGAGUGCGCCCUCAUCGAGGAGAAGAUUGACGAGGUGGUGGCCAAAGGAGAGGCUGGACUUUACAGGGAGCACACCGUGGACAGAGCGCCCCUCCGUAACAAGUACUUCUUCGGUGAGGGCUACACGUACGGAGCCCAGCUGGAGAAGCGUGGACCGGGCCAGGAGCGGCUCUACCGCAAAGGGGAGGUGGACGAGAUCCCGAGCUGGGUGCAUGAGCUGGUGAUCCAGCGGCUGGUGUCCAACGGGGUGAUCCCGGAGGGGUUCGUCAACAGCGCAGUCAUCAAUGACUACCAGCCCGGUGGGUGCAUCGUGUCACACGUGGAUCCUCUGCACAUCUUCGCUCGGCCCAUAGUCUCGGUGUCUUUCUUCAGUGAUAGUGCGCUCUGCUUCGGCUGCCGCUUCCAGUUCAAACCGAUCCGGGUGUCUGAACCAGUGUUCGUCCUGCCCGUGAGGAGGGGGAGUGUCACGGUGCUCAGUGGCUAUGCCGCUGAUGACAUUACCCACUGCAUCAGACCCCAAGACAUCAAGGAGCGGCGUGCAGUGAUCAUCCUCAGAAAGACCAGACCUGACGCUCCUCGACUGGACUCUGACAGCCCUUUAAGCUCUUCUCCUGCAGGGAGACCUGCUCCUCUGAAGGCCAAACGCUCUCAUCGCAAAGCAGACCCUGACGCCGCUCACAGGCCGAGGGUUCUGGAGAUGGAUAAAGAAGAGAACAGACACCCUUCGCUCUCCCGUCAUCGGCGUCACAGCAUCAGGUCUGAGAACUACUGGAGGCGUGGUCAAGACUACGACAAACACCAGGAGACUUCAGGGCGCAAAGUAAAAAUGAGACGCCAUUGAUUCCUUUCUUUCACGUGCAGAUGAAUAUCUGUUCUUUUGUGUAUUUCAGUUUUGCGGUAUUAUUUGACCGGUCAACGUUCCCUUGGUCCAGUUCUAGUCUGGCAUGAGGAGCUCAGUCAUCACAUUGUCUGCAUUUUAGUUUGAGUCUGGAUCAGUUUGAGUGUUUGUUUCUGGCAGACAAAGCCAGCGUGUCUGCUUCAUAUUACAGAACCUCUAGUUACUUACUACAGUUAGGUUCUGCUGUUAAACUGUUCAAUUACCUUAAAUUAUACCUUUUUGUUUUUUUGUUCAUAGAUGCUUCAAAAUUUCAUGUAUUUUUUUGUAACCAGGGUGUACAGACCUUAAGAGCUAAGAGGAAGAUGUACGUAUGGACUUGUACAAAAGAAAAACCUGACCUGUAAUCUAACUUGUUAUAAUGUACAAUAUGUUUGCAUAGUCUUUGAUUGGGGGACUUUUAUGGAGAAUGAACCUUUGUUUUCUUGCACCUACACUACUGCUCCGUACCUUUACUGUGCCAUGUCAGAUCUUCAUAUCAUGUUCUCUUUGGCCUCCAUAUCGCAGUUUAAGUUACAGUAACUGGCAAACAUGCAACCGUGCUUUCUGUGUUAUGAUUGUACUCAUCUUGGUGGAGUUCGCAGGAUGACCUAUCAACUAAACUGAUGCUUUAUGGAGUGAUGGAAAACUCAGGUCUUGUUGUACACUCUGACAUCAGUCUGAAGUUGUUUUACCUCAUAUGGUGACAGAGGCCACGUUGUUCUGUAUUAAAUCUAAUUUCUCGUCAUUUAAAUCAGAUGAGAUGUGGGUCAGUCGGAACUAAGCAAAACCGCCUCUGUUGUGUCCCGUUUUGAGAAGAAGCUCGACUUCCAGAAAUCUCACUCCUUGCUGUUUGCUGUGUAAACACACAAAUGUGUUGCUUUCUUCCAGUCGGCCAUAUUUGGCAGAGAUGCUCAUUAGCUGUCUGCUAGGUUGGUCUGGAGUUGCACAUGAACAAAAAUAACCUACGUUCAGAGGAGAGGUUGCUUUCCGAAAAAAAAGAUGAGUAGUGUUCACAGCUUUCUGAAGCUCUGCUACACUUGAGAGCUUAAGCAUGUUAGCGACAAUAAGCUGCAAUGCUGGACAGCAAAUGGGAAAUUGAUUUUGUGAACAGUAGUAUAAUGACUUUUAGUGGUCACUUUUGAUUUGACGGAGAAGGUGCUGAUGAAUUAAAGAAACCUAAAAAUUGUC